AUCCGGAUGCAGGCCCAGGGCAGCUUGUUCCAGGGUGGCAUGAUCGGCAGCUUCAUCGACAUCUACCGCCAGGAGGGCACCCGCGGCCUCUGGAGGGGUGUUGUGCCAACAGCUCAGAGAGCAGCCAUCGUGGUGGGGGUGGAGCUGCCUGUCUACGACAUCACCAAGAAGCACUUAAUCCUGUCAGGCCUGAUGGGUGACACCAUCUUUGCCCACUUCGUCUCCAGCUUCACCUGUGGGCUGGCCGGGGCCAUUGCCUCCAACCCCGUGGACGUGGUGCGGACCCGCAUGAUGAACCAGCGGGCGAUCGUGGGCACCACGGAGCUCUACAAGGGCACCCUGGAUGGGCUGGUGAAGACGUGGAAGAGCGAGGGCUUCUUCGCGCUCUACAAGGGCUUCUGGCCCAACUGGCUGCGCCUCGGUCCCUGGAACAUCAUCGUAUCCUUCAGUGCUGUGGGGGCCACGGGGCGG
Merops nubicus (carmine bee-eater) is the source of this 471-nucleotide messenger RNA. RefSeq names its product brain mitochondrial carrier protein 1-like. The annotation marks the transcript as partial. The record is from RefSeq and is a predicted model, not a curated record. NCBI's taxonomy places the organism in Eukaryota, Metazoa, Chordata, Aves, Coraciiformes, Meropidae. The transcript is spliced from 4 exons.